This is a messenger RNA of Seminavis robusta, 1608 nucleotides long. NCBI's taxonomy places the organism in Eukaryota, Bacillariophyta, Bacillariophyceae, Naviculales, Naviculaceae. The record is from the annotation of a GenBank genome assembly.
CUUGCUUUGGUUACUUGAUGGAAGGAUCUAUAAAUUUCUUCAAACCAAUUCCUUUGCAGUCACAAUGGUGCAGGCCUGCAAGACAGGAGAGGAAUCCACUGUCAUGACGGAGGAGGUCACUGUGCCGUACACGGAUGAGAUGGAGAGAGGCCGUUCUGGCGUGCCCGAAGAAGUUGUGGCCGGCCGUGGGCAGCUGGAGGCCCUCAUCUCAAACUUGGCUCUAAAUGGCGGCCAGUACCGAGAUGCUGGCGGAACUGCUACCAGUUUGUCUGGUGAAAUGAUGGCCUUGACUCGUGCUCUAUUCUCCUCUUUGGAGACCAGGCUUUCUAGACUCGAAGGCAACAACAUGUCCAACAACAGAAGCUCAGGGGAUUCAUAUGCGCUGCAGAGUAGGCCGACUGCCCUGGAGACCAACUUUCAAAAGCAGGCCGAGGAGCUCGACACUCUGGCCUCAGAGAGCAAGAGGACGCUGGAGCGCCGAGAGGACUUUGACUCCCGCCUCUCCAAGCUGGAGAAUCAGCAUGAUCUGCAAGACAGGAUUUCACGGCUCGAAGGACUCGUGUCUGACAUGCAGAUUGCACGACGAGACCGCAUGGAUACGAUGGAGCAGAAGAUUGCCGACCUCGAGAAGCGCAUUGAGAAAACAGCGCUCGACGAUGAUGAGGAAAUUUCCCGUGUGAAGCGGAGCUUUGAGAACUGGAUGGAUGAGCAGGUGCAGCAGAAGAAAGCGUCACGACCCGGUGUCCCCCUCAAUGUGGGUAGUGCUCCUGCGGUGGCCACUGGAGGAGCAUUGGUGCCGGUUGAAGAGACCAAGGAUACGAAUCUUUCAACCUUUCUCCUGCUAGACAAGCUACGAGUCGCCCAACAACUACCUGCCAAACAGUCACGGGCGGGCGUUGCAAUGGGCCCGAUUCCUCAACCUGACGAGACCAAAUUCCCGCAACGUAACGCACUGGUCCUAAAAGAUAAUUGCGACUACGUGUUGCGUCGUGGACGGCAAGGGAAGCUGAUUGCCCCACAUCCGAAAUCUCCCGCAUCUGCAUCUGAUCCCGAGCAGCUUCUCUUUCGUUUUGACAAAAAACGAGGAGGUUUCCUCGUCCAUAGUUUGAUUGACGGCAAAAGACUGGUUCUGUCCACAGAUGGAGUCCCUCGAUUCGAGCAAACCAAUUCACCAGUGCCAACAUCCAGGGAACUCUUCUUUGUCAUUCCCCGAGCUGACUUUUUCUUGAUGUUGUCUCCACAACCGUUCCCUCAUGUACAUCCUUGAUGAGCUAUGCCACUGCAGCACGAAAGAAUUCGCCAAGUCCUCUCCACCUGAAAAGGCCAGGUUCCGCAUUGCCUGCCAGGGUUAAGCUUGGCAGGUUCAACCGCUCCAAAUAAAGCUAGCUUUUGAGUAGCACUUUUCGUUGAGGACAAUAAACGCAUGCGAUGGAGGAAGAUUUUUUGGGUUGCGUUCAGGAAGCUGUACCGGACUAGCUAGCGGUAACCCGUAACUCCAACCAGGCAUAUCCGCUUCCUCGCUCUGCAUCCACCUUCUCUAAACCCCCCUUAUCCUAGCUAUAGCUAGUGGUCACUAGUUUUAGAAAUAAGUUUAACCCUAUAUUUACC